AUCGUCAUUUAUCAUCAUCAACCAUCAUCAUCUCACUCACUAGCAAUGGCUCAUAUUUCACAAAUCUCUUCUUUUCUCUCAAGAGUUUUAAUCUUCCUUGCAUUAUGCAUCACUCUCUUCACGAACCCUACUCUCGCACUCCCAGCCCUAAAACUUAACCCUUUACAAGAAUUUUGUGUAGCUGAUCUCCAAGCUACACCAACCAACAGUGGCUUCCCCUGCAAGUCACAAGUCACCUCUGAAGACUUUUUUUAUUCCGGCUUGAACACUCCUUUAAACACGUCGAACCCAAAAGGUAUUGCCGCUAAUCCAGCCAAUCUCUUGACCUUCCCGGGCCUAAACACUUUGGGAAUAUCCAUGUACAACGUUGCAAUUGCACCUGGAGGAUACAACCAACCUCACUCUCACCCCGGUGCGACCGAGGCAGGGGUCGUGAUCGAAGGUUGGGUCUUGGUUGGGUUCUUGACGACUAACAACACGUUGUACUCGAAGGUUAUUGGACCUGGUGAUAUGUUUGUGAUUCCUCCGGGACUCAUUCAUUACGAGGGGAACGUUGGGAAAACGCAAUGCCGUCUUUUGACGGUUGUUGCUGACGACUUGCCUAGCGAGGUUGGUGUGCCUCACACUCUGUUUGCUACGAAACCCGCGAUUCCAGAAGCAGUAUUGAUGGCGGCGUUCAAGGCGGAUAGUAAAACAAUCGACAUGCUCAGGUCAAAGUUUACUACUUAACAAAUGUUCUAUAGUUCCUCUAAAAAUGUAACUUUUUAAUGAGUUUACUAAAAUGAAUAACAGACAUCAGGGUUUUUUUUAUGGAAGCAUCUAGUAUACAUACAAAUAAAAAUUCUAUUUUUGUCAUAAUAAUUCGUUUUAGGGGGUGUAUUGAAAUUAGGAUUUUAGAAAUUUUUGGGAUUUUCUUUAAAUGACCUGUUAUUCAACUUGUGAUUUUUAAAUCACUUCCCAAAUCCAAUGUUAUUGAAAUUGAAAUUUCUAUAAAAUCACUUGUAAUCUCUUGUUAUUCAAUCAACAAUUUGUAAAACUUAUAUCAAAUCAACUGUUAUUGAAAACAUAAUUUUUUUUUGAAAGAAAUCCACAACACUGAUUUUGGGAGACUUUGUAUACAUUUUUACAUGUUAAACCCAAUAGAAAAAAUCACACCUUCAGAGGUGGUAUUUGGAACAAUUUGUUAUAAAAAAAAAAAAAUCACAGAAAAAAAUCCUCUCUUUCACUUUUCUCGUGUUCAUCACUAAACAGGGGUUUUCAAACAUGAGAGAUCGUCUCACUACCGACCAUCAGAUCUGUACCGCCGCUAAUCUCAUAUACAUCAAGAAUCACUCCGACUCCACCACCUUUAAGCCCGCAGGUAGCAUCGCCAACGCCAUCGUCUUCGUCGUCCUUGUUGUCGUCGCCAACGCCAUCAUCUUCGUCGUCCUUGGUGUCUUCGUCGUCCAAGUUUUCAAUAUUGAAGUUGUAACACAAAGGCGUAAACUAUCUCAGAAUCACAACCACAACAUGUUUUCUCCAAAGCAAGCCUUCCCAUCUUUUAUCAAUUCCAUCACGUCAUAGCGUUUUUAAUGGAACGACAUGUUUCAAAAGCACAAACGACAUUGCAAAGAGAAUUCUUAUUGUUAUAGUUUGGCUCUUUGCACUUGGUACUUGUUGAUGGUGAUUUCAGUGACUUGAGCUUUGGAAUGGUACAUCAAUGGAAUUUGUUUUUGCUACGAUCGAGUUACGUCACUUCCGUUUUAAUUGAAAUCCAAUUUUUCCU
Messenger RNA from Arabidopsis lyrata subsp. lyrata, 1765 nucleotides. RefSeq names its product germin-like protein subfamily T member 3. The coding region runs from base 46 to 729 and encodes 227 amino acids. The record is from RefSeq and is a predicted model, not a curated record. The transcript has a single exon. Lineage: Eukaryota; Viridiplantae; Streptophyta; Magnoliopsida; Brassicales; Brassicaceae. Gene Ontology annotation, cellular component: cell wall. Gene Ontology annotation, molecular function: manganese ion binding.